CGCCGACACCGCCUCCCAGGGCCGCGGACUCGGCCUGCGCGGCCGCCUCUGCCGCAGUCAUGGCUGCUGACGGCGUGGACGAGCGCUCGCCGCUGCUGUCCGCGUCCCACUCGGGGAGUGUCACUCCCACGGCGCCCCCGUACCUCCAGGACAGCAGCCCCCGAGCGGAACUCCCGCCUCCGUAUACAGCCAUUGUCAGCCCAGAUGCCAGCGGUAUUCCAGUCAUAAACUGCCGUGUGUGCCAGUCUCUCAUCAAUUUGGAUGGCAAGCUUCACCAGCAUGUGGUUAAGUGCACAGUUUGCAAUGAAGCUACGCCAAUCAAAAAUCCCCCAACAGGGAAGAAAUAUGUUAGAUGCCCUUGUAACUGUCUCCUCAUUUGUAAGGACACAUCACGGCGAAUAGGAUGUCCAAGACCCAACUGUAGACGCAUAAUUAACCUUGGCCCAGUAAUGCUUAUUUCUGAAGAGCAGCCCGCUCAACCUGCAUUGCCCGUCCAGCCAGAAGGUACAAGGGUCGUGUGUGGGCACUGUGGAAACACAUUUCUGUGGAUGGAAUUGAGGUUCAACACUCUGGCAAAAUGCCCACACUGCAAAAAAAUUUCUUCAGUGGGUAGUGCACUUCCUCGAAGACGCUGCUGUGUAUAUAUUACCAUUGGAAUGAUAUGUAUUUUCAUUGGAAUUGGAUUAACUGUUGGCACCCAAGAUUUUGCAAGACAAUUUCAUGCAACCUAUGUUUCUUGGGCAAUUGCUUAUCUCUUAGGUUUGGUCUGCCUUAUCCGAGCUUGUUACUGGGGAGCCAUAAGAGUGAGUUAUCCAGAACAUAGUUUUGCAUAAGCUUAUUUUAUGACUGUGUGAUGCAGUUGAGGGUAUCUAGCAGUUCUUGAUAAGCUACUCUGGACAUCUUUAGAUCAUUUAUCUAAUGGAUUUCAUUUUCAUUUAUGUAUGAAGUUUUAAGACUUUGGGAGCCUUAUAUGAACAAACGUUUAUUGUACUACAUUAUAGGCAAAUAGUUUGUUUUGCUGCUAAGUUUUCAAGCUCCAAAUAAUAAAGCUUGGUCUUCAUGUUCUUUUACAUCUCUUAAAGAUAUUUUUGAUUUGUUCCCAAACAUUACACAUAACACCACGCUUUCAUUAUUUUUAAAUCAAUUAUUCUAUAACUUGCUGGUCUGUGAGUAUUCCCAAGAAGUGUUUAUAAAUAUUGAUGUAAUAGCUUCACAUUUAUACUCACUUUUUAAUUAAACAGUGUCACAAUUGCUUGCUUUAAAAUCUAAGCAAUAUGCAUUUUGCUUGAAGUGCUUAUAGUAACUUUAACCUAAGAUCAUAGUGACAUUGUUCAGGAAAAAAAAUGUUUAGUGUACCUUCAAAGACUUGACAUUCUUGUCAGAUAAAGACCAUUUCUAGAUACUGUAUGCUUGUUUUAUGUUGUUUGUAGAAAUAAAUAAUAUUUUGGUAGUAAUUUAAAAUAUAAGAAUAAAAAUAUUUAUUUGUCCACUGCUGGAGAUAUGUCGGAUAAAUGUUUGUUCUCAAAGAUC
This is a messenger RNA of Odocoileus virginianus texanus, 1530 nucleotides long. RefSeq names its product phosphatidylinositol-4,5-bisphosphate 4-phosphatase 2 (gene PIP4P2). Gene Ontology annotation, molecular function: phosphatidylinositol-4,5-bisphosphate 4-phosphatase activity. Lineage: Eukaryota; Metazoa; Chordata; Mammalia; Artiodactyla; Cervidae. The record is from RefSeq and is a predicted model, not a curated record. Gene Ontology annotation, cellular component: plasma membrane; lysosomal membrane; late endosome membrane. Gene Ontology annotation, biological process: phosphatidylinositol dephosphorylation.